GAACACUGCUCAUUUCUGCUCAGCAGGAGUGGUUGGCGCCGUUGUGUUUUGCUCUAUACUUAGCCCCGAAGAAAGCCUCAGAAAACAAUGGUUAAAUAAAGCUUUUGAAAAUGAAAAAUAGGGACGGGAAACGCAGGGGCGGCUUCCGGGUGCCGGCGCUGCCGCCGCUGUUGCUCCCCGGCCGCCGCCGCCGCCGCCGCCGCCUUGGAACCCGGGCCUGGGGGGCGGUGGGGCCUCGCAUGGAGCCCCCGCCCCCCGGAGCUGCCGCCGCCGCCGCCCCCGCCGCGCCACACGCAGGUCCCUCUGGAAUGGCGUAAGCACGUCCCUAGCGAUGGACCCGUCGGUGACGCUGUGGCAGUUUCUGCUGCAGCUUCUGAGAGAACAGGGGAACGGCCACAUCAUCUCUUGGACCUCACGGGAUGGCGGUGAAUUUAAGUUGGUGGACGCAGAGGAGGUGGCGCGUCUGUGGGGGCUGCGCAAGAACAAGACCAACAUGAAUUACGACAAGCUCAGCCGGGCGUUGCGGUACUACUACGACAAGAAUAUCAUCCGCAAGGUGAGCGGUCAGAAGUUCGUCUACAAGUUCGUAUCCUACCCAGAGGGUGCAGGGUGCUCCACUGAAGACUGCCCACCCCAGCCUGAGGUGUCUGCAGCCUCGACUGUCGCCAUGGCCCCUGCUGCUAUCCAUGCAGCCCCAGGAACACCCAAGGGUGCAGGAAUAGCCGGCCAAGGUGGUUUAGCACGCAGCAGCCGGAACGAAUACAUGCGCUCGGGCCUCUACUCGACCUUCACAAUCCAGUCCCUGCAGCCACAGCCACCACCACCUCUGCAUCCUCGGCCGGCCUCAGUGCUCCCCAACACUACCCCUGCAGGAGUACCAGCACCUCCCUCGCGGAGCAGGAGCACCAGUCCGAACCCCAUAGAAGCCUGUUUGGAGGCUGAAGAGGCUGGUCUGCCCCUGCAGGUUAUCCUGACUCCACCCGAGGCCACAAACCAGAAAUCACAAGAAGAGUUGAGUCUGGAGCCAGGUUUCGGCCGUCCACUGCCCCCAGAAGUGAAAGUGGAGGGACCUAGGGAAGAACUGCAAGCAGUGGGGGCUGUGGGCUUUGCUUCAGAAACCGUCAAAACGGAGCCAGAAGUCUCACCCUCAGCUCGGCUCCCAGCUGUCAUCAUGGAAAACACAGCCCAGGUUUGUGGCCUCUCUGCCUCUGUCGCUGAGAUCGCCCAACCCCAGAAGGGCCGGAAGCCCCGGGACCUGGAACUUCCACUCAGCCCAAGCCUGCUGGGUAGCCCAGGACCUGACCGGACUCCUGGAUCAGGAACAGGCUCCGGUCUGCAGGCACCAGGGCCAGCACUGACGCCAUCCCUGCUACCCACACAUACCUUGACCCCAGUGCUGCUGACACCCAGCUCACUGCCCCCCAGCAUUCACUUCUGGAGCACUCUGAGUCCAAUUGCACCCCGUAGUCCAGCCAAGCUCUCCUUCCAGUUUCCGUCCAGUGGCAACGCACAGGAGGAAAAUGUCCAAGGCCGGCAGAGAGCUAAAUCCUUGUUGGCAAAGAGAACACAGGAUGCCUGGGACACAGCUGCCAUAGGACUGAUAACCAGAGGGAAGAAUCGGGUCUCCAGAAACCACAACCUUGACUCCUUCAAGGCCCUGGAUCCAGUCCCAGCCUAGUUCUGGUCUUGGAAAAGGACACAGAACCACCUUUUUCUUUAUUCUCUCAUCAGGCGUUCUGAGGAAGCCUUGUAUCCGUCUGGCUCUCAACAAGCGUUUGCUGAAGUCAAAUGGUAACUAUUAAUUGGCUAGUAAGAUACUCGCGUGGUGGGACUAUCCAGCCAGUAGUGAUUGCUCCCACAGCUAAUAUUCUCAGGACACCCUGAGCACCUGGACGGAGAAACUAUUUUCUGAACCAAGCCAGCUCAACUCUAGAACAGCCAAGUCCCAUGUGAACAUUGCGAAUAGUUCAACCGAAAGAAUGUAGCUAGAAGAAAAGAAAAGAAACAAAAAUAAAUAUGUGUAAGUCCUGGUGUCGUAAUACAUAAGAAACACAGACAGAACACAGAGAAACACAGUGCCUCCAACAUCUGCUAAUCUCACUGUCAUGGCCUCCAGUGAGAGAAAGAUGAAAUCUUGGAGAACGUAAAAGAAAUGACCAUAAGUAUGUGCAAGGAAAUCAAAGAAGAAACUAAAUUCCUGAUCCAGACCGCAAACCAAAGGCUUACUGAAAUAAGGAAGGUAAUGUAAGGUGUGAAAGGGGAAUUCAAUGAAGAGAUAGAAAGAAUAAAGAAAAACCUACCUCGUGCUGGAAAUAAAACAUGAAUUUUCUGGAGUAUCACCCAGAGAGGGCUACUCAGACACAGGUUUAAGCCAAUAUAAAAUUUUUCUUAGCCAGCCAGUGACUGCAUUGGGUGCUUGCAGUCCCCGUGUAGCCCUGAGCCUUUCUUGGUGUGAGCUUUUAACCACAAAAUAUCCUGGGCUGACAUGCUUCUUUUUUUUGAGACAGGAUUUCUCUGUGUAGUUUUGGUGACUA
This is a messenger RNA of Microtus ochrogaster (prairie vole), 2534 nucleotides long. RefSeq names its product ETS domain-containing protein Elk-1-like. NCBI's taxonomy places the organism in Eukaryota, Metazoa, Chordata, Mammalia, Rodentia, Cricetidae. Gene Ontology annotation, molecular function: sequence-specific DNA binding; DNA-binding transcription factor activity, RNA polymerase II-specific. Gene Ontology annotation, biological process: cell differentiation; regulation of transcription by RNA polymerase II. The record is from RefSeq and is a predicted model, not a curated record. Gene Ontology annotation, cellular component: nucleus.